AUGGCCUCCGUGUCGAACGCGUUCGACCUCCUGAAGCAGGCGGGCAGCAUCCCCGUGGAGGGCACGAGCAGCAAGAAGAAGAAAAGGAACAAGAAGGGCGCCGCCAAGCCGAACGAUGCCCCCCAGGCCGCCCCCGCGCCCGCGGCGCCCGUGCAGUCCAGGCCGACCGCGGCGAUGAAGCUGACCGUCAGCGAGGCCAAGGCCGAGCUGGAGACCUUCGCCGCCGAGUGGACGGGCCCGCAGCGCACGAAGCUGUGGCGCGAGUGGUCACGUCAGCUGCAGGACCCCACCACGCAGGUCACCUACACAGCGCCCGGUUCCUCCGACGCCGUGCCCUUCUCCGCCGUCCUCCUCGACAGCGAAGCGCUGGACAUCUCGCUCGAGGCCUGCGCGUCCGAGCAGCUCAGCGCCGCGGAUGCCAACGCCCUGAGCUCGCUUCUGCAAGCAGCGCUGGGCGCGGACGUUGCGAUCGCCGGUGCGGUCGACGAGCUCGCCGCGGGCGUGCUCCGGCUCUCCGAGGCGGCCUCGAGCGACGCCGUCGAGGUCGGCUCGGCGCGCCACGCGAUCCGCAGCACGACGCGCGCUCUCCGCGGGCUGGCGCGUGCGCUGGCGGCGGCCCCGGGCGGCGCGGGCGGGCGGGACCCGGCGGCGCGGACGCGCGCGCUGGACCUCAAGAUCGACGCGACGGUCGGCGUGAUGCAGCGCGCCGCGCAGAACAACUCGUCCGUGCGCGAGCAGGCCCGUCUGUCGGGCGACCUGCUGUCGAUGUACUCGGAGCGGGUGGCGCUCGCGUCGGGCGGGCCGAGCGUGCCGGCCGGGGUGCGGCACGAGGUGGCGGCCGACGCCCCGCGCGCCGUCGAGGCGAUGCGCGCGGUGCUGUCCGGCGGCGCGGCGGGCGGCGGCGGCGCGAAGGCGGCGGCGGCGAAGAGCGAGGCCGCGCGGCUGGACCGCGAGGAGGCGGAUUUGGUGCGUCAGGCCGCGGACCUGCAGCGGCAGCUCGACGGCGUGACCAAGAAGCUCGCGGCGGUGCGGCAGCAGAAGCAGCGCGUGUCGCGGCAGGGCGGGGGGCGCGGCGGCGCGGCGGCGGCGCAGACGCUGCCGAUGCAGCUGGCCGGCGCGGACGCGCUGGACGCGGCGCUGCAGAUCGCGGCGCAGGCGAUGGGCGGCGCUGCGCCGGCUCCGACGACGGACGCGCCGCCCGUCGCCCCGGACGCUCUGCUCGCCGUUGUCGACAAGCACAUGGCGCUCCGCGCGCAGCAGCUCGAGGAAGUGCGCUCCUCGCUGACGUUCUGCGUCGAGCGCAUCCCGAAGGCGCAGGCGGCGCUUGAGACGGCGCGGCGGCAGGGCGCCACGGAGCUGAUUCAGCGGCAGGAGCAGCACGUGCGGGAUUUGGAGCGCCGCCUCAACACGGUGGUCAGCAACGCGAAGGAGGUGUGCAAGGGCGCGGAGAAGGCAUUCAGCGCGCUCGAGAGCGCCGCGGGCGCGCUCGGCGGCGCCGUCCAGGAGGCUGUGCCGCGUUGCCACGCCACGCUGCGCCGCGUGCGGCAGGACGCGGAGAGCAUCACGGCCACCGCGACCGCCGCGCUCGAGGGCCGCCUGCCCGCCGCCGCGCCCGCCGCCAAGCCCGCGCCGGCCGCCGGCGCCGCCGAGGCGGCCCGCGUCGCCGACCUGGAGCGUCAGUUGGCGCAGCUGGAGGCGCGCAUUGAGGCCGAGAAGACCGAGUCGACGCCGCAGCGUGCGCCGAGGGGCAAGAAGGGCAAGGGGAAGGGUGGCGCCGGCGCGGCGCCGGAGGCGAACGGGGGCGGGGCCGCGGCGGCUGCGCCGGCUGCUGCGGUGGCGGCGCCCGCGGAGGCCCCGCCUGCGAUCGAGAAGGCGGGGAGCGGGGUGCCGGUGGCGCCGGCGCCGUCGAUGGAGCCCGCGCCUGCGCCGGCGAAGCCGGCGUGGGGCGGCUGGGGUGCGUCGGCGGGCGGGAGCAAGCCGCUGCCGCCGUCGGAGGGUCCGUCGCUGGCGGAGAGCGCGGCGAUGGCGCAGAAGGGCGGCCGGCGCAAGUAG
This is a messenger RNA of Pedinophyceae sp. YPF-701, 2052 nucleotides long. The record is from the annotation of a GenBank genome assembly. Lineage: Eukaryota; Viridiplantae; Chlorophyta; Pedinophyceae.